Stylonychia lemnae is the source of this 1479-nucleotide messenger RNA. NCBI's taxonomy places the organism in Eukaryota, Ciliophora, Spirotrichea, Sporadotrichida, Oxytrichidae. The record is from the annotation of a GenBank genome assembly.
AUGGGAGGAGCAAUUUAUGCUGAAAAUGCUCAAUCAGUUAAGAUUGUUAAUUCUACCUUUUCUCAAAAUAAGGCUUUAAUUGAACAAAAUAGUCUCCUUUAAAUAGCAAAUUAAGGGACAGGAGGAGCAAUAUACUACACAUGCAAUAGCUAAUAGCUUAAUUGCAAAAUGAAAUUUGAAGGCUUCAAUGUCUUUAAAGACAAUUUUGCUGAAGUUAAAGGUGGAGCCCUAUUUUGGGAUUAGCUUGAGCCAGAAUUCAUUAAAGAUGAUUUAUUAUUCUUGAAUAACUAAGCUAAGCUUUAUGGAAAUGAUAUUGCUUGCUAUUCAUAGAAUUUAAAAUAUAUUACUCUGUAGGAAUAUUAAAAUUAAAUGAUUGAAAUUGGAUUGUACUCCAACGAUGAUUUUCAAUUAAGAAUGUUGGAUAUUUAAAAUAAAGUCAUUUCUCACAGAUAGCUUUAAGAAAUUAAUUUUCAAAGAAGCGGGGACAGAAUACCUAUUAUAUAUUUAGCUCUGGUAGACAAAUAUGGACAAAUACAGAGUUUAUAUUCACCAAUCCUUGAAGGUCUUAUGACUUAUGAUAUGAUAGGAGGUGUUUCAAUUAUACAGAACAUUUAGAUAUCGGGUACUCCAGGAAAAUGUAUCAAAUGCGAGCAGAGUUUUUCUCUGGUAAAAAUGACAUAACCAGGUAGUUGCCAAAUCUGUCCAACUGAGAAAGCAAUUUGCUAAGGAGGAGCUAAAAUUGGGCCUCUUCCAGGAUUUUGGAGAAUUAGUAAUAAAUCAGAAAAUUUCUUGCUAUGUCUAAAUGAAUACUCUUGCUUGGGAAUGAUUCCUCCUUUAAAUGAUCCAUUAGGUGAAUGUUUAUAAGGAUAUUAGGGUAUACUAUGUGCAGAUUGCUAGAGGGGCUAUUCAAGAGAUGGUGAUUAUAAGUGCUCAUUGUGCCCUAAUAGAGGGUUAAAUAUCUUAAGGUUAAUCGUUAUAUUUAUAGCGGCAGUUAAUUUAAUUGUUCUUAUGAUUAGAUCAACUUUAAAGGGUGCCUAAGACAUGAAUAAUGUUUUAAUCGGUUAUAAAAUAAUGGCAAGCUUGGUAAUUCUUCUAUUCUUGGCACAUCCAAGCUUGGUCACUUUUUCAUUUAAUGCUUUUAAAUGCAAAGAAGUAGAUGGAGAAGAGAGAGUUUGCUUUGUUGCUUUGCCUUCCAUUAUUGUCUGGGGAUUAGGAAUACCAUUCUUUGCCUUAUCCAUUUUAAUAAAAAUGAGAAAGAAGCUCGAGAACUUAGAUGUAAAAUAAAAAUAUGGAUUUUUAUACAGAGGAUAUAAAAAAUAAGGUUCAGUUUAUUUGUCAGAACCAUUCUAAAAGCUAUUUUUCGCUUUUAUUCUACUUUCAAAUUUGUUCUUCUUUAUAUACUGGACUUUAAAAAUGUACGAUGAAGGCAGAGCAAAGUUUAGAGAUAAUUUGACCAAGAUCUAUUUGGCGAUAUGUUGA